Molecule: messenger RNA, 2092 nt
Organism: Danaus plexippus (monarch butterfly)
Lineage: Eukaryota; Metazoa; Arthropoda; Insecta; Lepidoptera; Nymphalidae
Product: glutamate receptor ionotropic, kainate 2-like
Exons: 8
Coding region: 99-1973 (624 amino acids)
Cellular component (GO): membrane
Molecular function (GO): glutamate-gated receptor activity
Source: RefSeq, a predicted model, not a curated record
AGUAAAUGUAAAGUCGCCUGAUAUGUGACACAAGUUUACGUUAUUUGAAAAAAAGAAUAUAUAUGUAUAUAUACUUUUUGCAGAAAUAAUGCGAUAGAAUGAUUUCGGUAGAAAAUGUUGUUUUUUCAAUUGAAAUAAUUUUACAACUGUUAAUAGACAAAUAUCUUAUUUCGUCUAGUUGCAUGACUUUGAUUUCGGAAGGUCCGCUCAAAUUAAAAUUCAAUAAUAGUUUGAUUCAUUUUUAUAAUAAUGAUACUGAAGAACUCUUUAAUAUGAUGCUCGAAGCGUCGCAAAUGGGCUGUUCCGAUUACAUUGUUCAAAUGGAUGAUCCACAGAGUUUUAUGAUGAAUUUCGAUAAGGUUAUUCACAUGGGGAAUGUCAGGAGGAGCGAUCGAAAGAUUGUUAUGAUACCUUCGACGAAGUUACCAUUGAAUGACUCCAAUUACGAACUGCUCAAAGUAUUGUCUAUGAAGGAAACGAGUUUUGUGGCAAAUAUUCUACUUGUUUUACCUCAAUUUGGAAGAUUUGAAAAUCAAUGUGAAAAGUACGAUUUAGUUACGCACCAAUUCGUGGGUAGAGACAACAAUGACUUGCCAGUAUAUCUCGAUGUAUGGGAUUCGUGCACUCUUCAAUUUGCAUACAACGUUGAUCUGUUUCCUCACAAUAUGCUUAACUUAUACGGAAAAGUAGUUACGGUAGCCGCGUUUACUUACAAACCAUACGUUAUAUUAGAUAUUGACAAAAGUAUUGUGCCACAAGGACAAGAUGGUAUAGAUGUGCGAAUUGUAGAAGAAUUUUGCAGAUGGAUAAAUUGUACCAUUGAGAUAAUAAGAGAAGAUGAAGAAGAAUGGGGUGAAAUAUACGCAAACCAAACUGGUAUAGGUGUUUUAGGAUCGGUGUUCGAAGACAGAGCGGAUCUUGGAAUAACUGCACUAUAUUCGUGGUAUGAAGAAUAUGUUGAGAUGGAUUUCUCCGCACCCUAUAUACGAACUGGUAUAACAUGUAUUGCUCCAUCGCCUAGGUUUUAUUCCGAAUAUUUUAUCAUCGCAGUAAAAAAAAAUCUGUACAGUUUGAUACCAUUCGUUAUAAUUUUUAGAUUAUUAGCGAGCUGGACAAUGCCUUUAUUGCCUUUCAGUCUGUAUAUGUGGAUUGGAAUAUUUUUUACAUUUCUUUAUUCAUCUCUGGCACUUAGUAUCGCUAGAGGCUUUAAAUUGGAUAAGGUUUUUUUUACGACUUUUGCUAUUCUGAUAACACAGUCAGUGUCUUCGACUUUUUUCCAACCAUGGCGUAUACGCAGCGUGUUAGGAUGGAUGAUGAUAACUGGUCUUGUAUUAGACAACGCCUAUGGAGGAGGUUUAGCAUCUACUUUUACAGUCCCCAAAUAUGAGCCCACGGUAGACACUAUCAGAGAUAUGGUUGACCGAAAACUUGAAUGGGGAGCUACACAUACCGCUUGGACAUUCUCUCUUACUCUCUCCCAAGAGCCCUUGAUUAAACAGUUGAUAAGCCAAUUUAAGACUUAUUCGGCCGAAGAAUUGGUAGAGAAGAGUUUUACGAGGAACCUGGCGUUCAGCAUUGAAAUAUUGCCGGCAGGUUACUUUGCUAUCGGAGAAUACAUCACGAAAGAGGCGUCUUUGGAUUUAACUAUUAUGCUUGAACAAUUCUAUUUUGAGCAGUGUGUUAUCAUGAUGAGGAAGAGUUCGGUGUUCACAGAUAAGAUUAAUAAGCUCAUUGGGCGACUUCACGAAUCCGGGCUCUUGUUAGCUUGGGAGACCCAAAUAGCACUGCAACAUUUGGAUUAUGAAGUUCAGUUAGAAGUGAAACUUUCACGUUCAAAAAGAGACGUAGAGAAUAUUGAACCGCUUGCGAUACGCCACGUUGUGGGAAUUUUUAUCAUAUAUGGUAUUGGUGUAACAAUUUCGUUCGUUGUUUUCCUGGCUGAAAUUACAUGCUGUAAAAAAAAAGUACAAUGAAAGAAAACUAUACAUUUAUUUAAUUCUCUAACAAACGUAAUUACUAAGGCAUAGCUAUGUUAAGGUUCGAACAACCUUUAUUAAAAUAUAAUUAAAUAAAGUUGUUGAGUCAUUUAUAA